AUGGAGUCAAGCACCAAACGAGAUACUAUUCUACCAAAUCAAUUGUGGCCGAAUAGAGGAGAUGCCAAUGCGAAGAAAUCCGACUUCAAUACAAGAGAUGACGACAUGAAUGAGGACACCGUGGGUGAAGCAAGCCCGCCGAAAAGGCUGUUCGAGAAAAGCCAUGUGCACCGAAUGGGCGUUCCAGUCAAACCAAGCGAAAAGAGCGCAUCUCUUGCUCUUCCCAAGAAAAGUUCACUGGACAAGUAUCACAAAUCAUACAAUAUUGACCAGGCUGGAACAGGAGUAAUAGCCUUGAAAGACACUGAGAAUCUCCCCAUUUGUCUGAUCAAGGACCGUGACGCUAGAAAACUGCGAAUUCGAGGACUGAAAUUUGCUAGUCACAGAAACAUUCUAUCCUUGAUUGAUCACUUCCAAUCUAGAGAUAUACUUCAUUUAGUCUAUGAGUAUGAGCACUUGGCAAUCAGUCUUGGUUAUAUUACAGGAAAUGUUCAGUUCAGCGAUACGGACACAGCGACACAAGGCGAAGUUAAGCUUGGUACGUCUUGUCCGCUCAAUUUGAACUUCACUAAUUCACGAGAAGCAAAUAUUGGCGAAAGCUUAUUGAAAAAGCAUUCCUCUGAUACGAUUCAGAAGGAUAUCCAAGACAUUAGGUCAAUCGUAGUGUUCCUAAGUGACCGGAGCGCCGCACUUCUUAGCUCAAGCCAUGACCUUGAUAUAUCACCGCUUUCACGGCUGGCCCAUUCAUUUGUGCAGAGAACUAAGGAAGAUACAACCGCCGACAAGCUGAUAAAAGUCAGUACCUCAAGCUUUUUCUCUUCGUGGCAUCGCUGA
Penicillium verrucosum is the source of this 834-nucleotide messenger RNA. RefSeq lists its product as uncharacterized. The transcript has 2 exons. The record is from RefSeq and is a predicted model, not a curated record. Bases 1 to 834 code for a protein of 277 amino acids. Lineage: Eukaryota; Fungi; Ascomycota; Eurotiomycetes; Eurotiales; Aspergillaceae.